GCGACAUGAUUACAGCGCGGCCGCGAGGGAGCGCGCGCGGAGUGCGAAGGCACUGAGUGGCUGCGGACCGGCCAGACUACCAGUAUCGCAAAGGUCGUAGCGCGGACUGCCUCUCGCACUAUCGGUCACGGAUUUCAUUCGAAGAAAUAUAUUAAAUUCCCGCGCAAAUCUUCACGAUGGCGGCUACAGAUGAACUUAGCGGUAUCCUAUCAAGGAGGCAAGAAAUCAAUGAGAAACUCGAAGAAGGGCUGGAGAUUAAACCGCAAUAUAAAUUCGUUAAUGUCUACACAGAGUUUCAUGAGUUCUCCAGAAAGGAAAUAAAACAAUACGAGGUGACCUUUAACAAAUUCGACGAGGGCCGUGAUGGUUUCUUGGACUUGACAGAAGUAAAACGCAUGAUGGAACGACUUGGUGCACCGCAGACGCAUCUUGGGCUCAAAGCUAUGAUUGCAGAAGUAGACGAAGAUAGAGAUAACAAAAUCAGUUUUAGAGAAUUUUUACUUAUAUACAGGAAAGCACGAGCUGGUGAACUUGAGACACAUUCAGGUCUUGAGGCACUUGCGCGACUAACAGAGAUAAACGUGGACGAAGUGGGCGUAAAUGGAGCGAAAAAUUUCUUCGAAGCAAAAAUUGAAGAACUCUCCAAAGCAAAUAAGUUCCACGACGAAAUCAUCCAAGAACAAGAAGAGAAGCGAAGGGAAGCCGAGGAGAAGGCAAUGCGGAGGCAAAUGUUCAAAGAAAAAGCUGCACUAUUUCAAUAAAUUUUAGUGCGUAUUAUUGUAUAUUGAACAUAGUAUUCUAGUCUGUAAGCUGUUACCAUGGCUUAAAAGAGAGAAGAGCCAAUUUCGU
Molecule: messenger RNA, 849 nt
Organism: Achroia grisella
Lineage: Eukaryota; Metazoa; Arthropoda; Insecta; Lepidoptera; Pyralidae
Gene: Swip-1
Product: EF-hand domain-containing protein D2 homolog
Exons: 3
Coding region: 177-761 (194 amino acids)
Molecular function (GO): calcium ion binding
Source: RefSeq, a predicted model, not a curated record